Molecule: messenger RNA, 2022 nt
Organism: Pistacia vera
Lineage: Eukaryota; Viridiplantae; Streptophyta; Magnoliopsida; Sapindales; Anacardiaceae
Product: importin subunit alpha-4
Exons: 10
Coding region: 112-1716 (534 amino acids)
Biological process (GO): NLS-bearing protein import into nucleus
Cellular component (GO): nucleus; cytoplasm
Molecular function (GO): nuclear import signal receptor activity; protein binding
Source: RefSeq, a predicted model, not a curated record
CAGUUAGGAUAAUUAACUAUUUAAGAUCCAAUAAGAAUCAAAUCAAUCGCUUUAACAUUUUCACACGAUCCCUUCUUUCUCCACUUUCUCUGUCAUUUCCCAAACAAAGACAUGUCGUUGAGGCCCAGCACUCGGACGGAGGUGAGAAAGAAGGGCUACAAGACCGGCGUCGAUGCCGAGGAGGCGCGGCGGCGGAGAGAGGACAAUCUGGUGGAGAUCAGAAAGAACAAAAGAGAAGAUAAUUUGUUGAAGAAGAGGCGUGAAGGUCUCUUGCUUCAGUCUCAGCCACUUCUUGAUGCCUCUCAAAACACCGCCGCCGCCAUUGAAAAGAAGUUGGAAAGUAUUCCUUUGAUGGUACAAGGAGUGUGGUCCGAUGAUCCUUCAUCACAGUUGGAGGCAACUACACAGUUUAGAAAGCUCUUAUCAAUUGAACGUAGCCCUCCAAUUGAUGAAGUAAUUAAAGCUGGUGUCGUCCCUCGCUUUGUGCAGUUUCUUGGUAGGCAUGAUCUGCCCCAGCUACAGUUUGAAGCUGCAUGGGCAUUGACCAAUGUUGCAUCAGGGACAUCAGAGCAUACACGAGUUGUCAUUGACCAGGGUGCUGUUCCUAUGUUCGUGCAGCUCCUUAGCUCUGGCAGUGAUGAUGUCAGAGAGCAGGCUGUAUGGGCUUUGGGCAAUGUUGCUGGUGACUCCCCUAAUUGUAGGGAUCUUGUUCUUGCUAAUGGUGCUCUCGUGCCAUUACUAUCUCAGCUUAAUGAGCGUUCAAAACUAUCCAUGCUGAGGAAUGCUACAUGGACUUUAUCGAAUUUCUGCCGUGGCAAGCCACCAACACCAUUUGAUCAGGUGAAGCCAGCGUUGCCAAUUCUACAGAAACUCAUCCAUUUGAAUGAUGAAGAAGUUCUAACAGAUGCAUGCUGGGCUCUCUCGUAUCUUUCAGAUGGUCCAAAUGACAAAAUUCAGGCAGUGAUUGAAGCUGGCGUCUGUCCACGUCUUGUGGAGCUUUUGCUGCAUCCAUCACCUACAGUUCUGAUACCUGCUCUUCGAACAGUAGGAAACAUUGUUACUGGAGAUGAUGCACAAACUCAGUUUGUAAUUGAUAACCGAGUGCUCCCUUGUCUGUAUCAACUUCUUACGCAAAAUCACAAAAAAAGCAUCAAGAAAGAAGCUUGUUGGACAAUCUCAAAUAUUACAGCUGGGAACAGAGCUCAAAUACAGUCUGUUAUUGAGGCCAAUAUUAUCCUUCCUCUUGUACACCUUCUCCAACAUGCAGAGUUUGAGAUCAAGAAGGAGGCUGCAUGGGCAAUCUCAAAUGCCACCUCUGGAGGUUCUCACGAACAGAUUCAAUUUCUGGUGAGUCAAGGGUGCAUCAAACCACUCUGCGAUCUUCUGGUUUGUCCGGACCCAAGGAUUGUAACGGUGUGCCUUGAAGGGCUUGAGAACAUUUUGAAGGUGGGUGAGGCUGACAGGGAAAUGGGAAUGAACAAUGGAAUUAAUCUCUAUGCCCAAAUGAUUGAUGAGUGUGAGGGAUUAGAUAAGAUUGAGCAACUGCAGAGCCAUGACAACCAUGAGAUUUAUGAGAAAGUCGUGAAGAUUUUGGAGAGAUACUGGGCUGAGGAAGAAGAGGAGGUACAGAAUCUCCCAGAUGGAAAUCAGCAGCAGGGAUUUGCUUUUGCGAACAACCAGCCCAACCUUCCACCUGGUGGCUUCAAUUUUGGUUGAAGUAUUAGUAUAAGGAUCUGCUUACUAUCUUCAUAGGCAUUGUUACUCUUGCAGUGAUUUUUUUGUUUUUGUUUUUUUGGGAACUUUAGUAAAAUUUGUUAGGGGCCAAGGGUCAGGAUUUUUGGUCUGGCACAUAGGCUUUUGUUUGUCUAUGGAAAAUAUGUUAAAAGCCUUAAGGCUUUAAGCUUGAAGUUUCCAACUUGGUUUGUAUUUUCAUAUUCAUAGGAAAAUUUGUUCUUUGUGAUUGAGUUGAUGUGUAAUUGAUAUUUUGCAACAUAUAAUUUUAUCUUGCUUUGAACUUAUGGA